CGCCAACGUCACCUAACCCCCUCACCCCCCCAGCUCUCUCCGCAUCACGUCUUCACGCCCCCGGCCACGCCAGUGACGCCGCCACCGCUCGAAACCCCAUCUUCCCAUCUUCCCAGCUCGUACCCGAGUGACUGUGAACCGCCCUCCCUCGUCUCUCGUCUCACCGUCUGUCACCCUUCAACGCUCCGACCCCCAGGUCCCAGGUAUAUAGCUGCGAGUGUAAUAAGCAAAGAAAAGAAAAAAAGAUGUUUUGUAGGUAUAGGUGUACGUCGGGUGUAUGAUCCUGAAUCCUUGAUCCUUGAAGAGGGAUGCGUGCGUUGCGAGGCGAGUCUGAAGGAAGCAUGGAUGAAUGAGGAAUGUGGAAUGAAGAACGAGGCAUUAAUGAAGGACCGAUUUUCUUGGCUUGGCUUUAUCACGAAUCCAUUCAUGAUUCGGAGACCCGAGCUUGGUUGGCUGCUUCAUUCAUACUCUUUCUCUUCAUUCUCUCAGUUCUCGUUCUCGUUCAGACCUGCCAAGCCAGCGUAUACGGUAUAUGAUGCACAUAUGGAAUGGCUUGAAUGGCUUCAAAUGCGAAAAGAGUAGAGUAAAGCUAGGAAGAACAACAUGAGAUAAGAGAGGAUGUGCAGAACGCGAACAAGUACACUAUUAAUGGGAUGAUGGCGAUAGCUGGAGGGAGUGUGAUGAAGAAAUGUCCACCACAUCAGUCCACUCUGCCCUGUCUGUCUUUCGCGACCUCGCAUAAUGCAACUGCAAAACAAAGCACUAUAUGCCUGACUGUUUGGCGUCCUAGGGGGACGAUAUCGGCGCCACGAUCUGACACCGCCACAUGACAAAACCGGAAAGCACCGAAUAAAUUCCUCGGCAUCUCCCAUUUCCCCACCCGACCAUCCGGACUGCGCACAUCACUCCAUCUAGGGAAAAACCGAUCUCGAUCGACCCUAUUCCUCCGGAUCUCGUGAUGGCAGCACUUUCGUUGGGGAGGGGUCGAGGUGGCGCGUUGACAUAUUAAACAUAGGAGGGAGGUGCGCACCGGGGUCAUGGUUUUUGCAAAGCAUGUAAGAUGUGUGCAAAUGGAAGAGUGUUAUUAUAGAGUACAGUAAUGGAUGGGGCGUUUUUUCUGGUCUUUUUCUUUUUGGCUGUGCGAGGACGGGACGGUAGGAUAUGAUUUGGGAGAGGCGCAGUUACUGAGAGCUCGAAACGCGGGUGGCGUCCGAGUCCUGUGCGGGGGCCGAAAAGCUGACCUGGAUAAUGCGAUGGGCUCGGUGGAACGAGGCGAGGAAAGGAACGGAUGUGCGUUGAAGAUGGCUAAAAAUGGCUAAGAUGGGAGGGAGAUGCGAGAUGAGAAGUGUCGUCGUCGUGUAUGUAUGUAUAAAAAAAAAAAAAAA
Serpula lacrymans var. lacrymans S7.9 is the source of this 1385-nucleotide messenger RNA. RefSeq lists its product as uncharacterized. Lineage: Eukaryota; Fungi; Basidiomycota; Agaricomycetes; Boletales; Serpulaceae. Bases 346 to 582 code for a protein of 78 amino acids. The transcript has a single exon. The record is from RefSeq and is a predicted model, not a curated record.